CUUCUUACCUGCCAUUCAAGACCCAGCUACCUUUCUGCUUCUUCUUCAGGAUUUUCCACUCUUCACCAUUUUGCUUCUCAGUUCUUACAUGCAAUACAUUUUCCACUUCCUCUAAACAUUUGAACCAUUUAUUUUUCUGUCAAUAUUUUAUCAUUUUCCUUGUGGGUAUUUGUUAAAAUACCCAUUUGCAUUCAUAUUGUUUUUUCUCUUUGGUAAAUAUCAUCUUUCGCCAUUUUGAACAAAAACCAUUUGGUUAUUUUCCCAAAGAAUUGCAAUAGUGAGAUGGCGGAUUCCAAGGCAAACCCGGCGAUUUCAGAGCAAGUACUGCCUGAUUUGCUAAAGAAUACGCCUUCGAAUAUUGCAAGAUUGGAGGAUGUGAUUGAGCAUUGUAAAGGUCGUCAAAAGUAUCUUGCUCAGACUGGAAGUCCAUCUGAUGGUGGUGAUGUUAAGUGGUAUUUCUGUAAGGUGCCUUUGGUAGAGAAUGAGUUAGCUGCCUCAGUCCCACGCACUGAGAUUGUGGGAAAGAGCGACUAUUUUCGUUUUGGUAUGAGGGAUUCUCUUGCAAUAGAGGCAUCUUUCUUGCAGAGAGAAGAAGAAUUGCUCUCUAGUUGGUGGAAAGAGUAUGCAGAAUGUAGUGAAGGCCCAAAUGGCUGGCCUACUACUAGCAAGAAGAUUGAUACCCAAGAAAAUGCUGAUUCUCCAGCGGGUGGACGAGCAGCUCAACUGCAUGAAGUGGAAGAGGAGAGAGUUGGCGUGCCUGUAAAGGGAGGACUCUAUGAGGUAGAUCUGGUGAAGAGACAUUGUUUUCCUGUUUACUGGAAUGGAGAAAAUCGGCGUGUUUUGAGAGGUCAUUGGUUUGCUCGUAAAGGAGGCUUGGGUUGGCUCCCUCUUCGAGAGGACGUAGCUGAGCAGUUGGAGAUUGCAUACCAGAGCCAGGUUUGGCAUCGAAGGACCUUUCAACCAUCUGGCCUUUUUGCAGCUCGUGUUGAUCUGCAAGGCUCUACCCCUGGACUCCAUGCACUUUUUACCGGAGAAGACAAUACCUGGGAGGCUUGGCUCAACAUUGAUGCUUCUGGCUUUUCUAGUAUCAUUACCUUGAGUUGGAAUGGAAUCAAGUUAAGGCGUGGCUACUCUGCAUCUCUCUCAGAAAAACCAACCCAGGAUGAACUACGACAAAAGAAGGAGGAGGAAAUGGAUGAUUACUGUUCCAAGGUUCCUGUUCAGCAUGUGGUUUUUAUGGUUCAUGGUAUUGGCCAAAGGUUGGAGAAGUCUAAUUUGGUUGAUGAUGUUAGCAGUUUCCGCCAUAUCACUACGAGUCUCUCUGAACAACAUCUUACUUCAUACCAACGAGGUGUUCAACGAGUUCUUUUUAUCCCAUGCCAGUGGAGAAAGGGUUUGAAGCUGAGUGGUGAAGCUGCGGUUGAAAAGAUUACUUUAGAUGGUGUACGUGGUUUGCGUGUUAUGCUGAGUGCAACAGUUCAUGAUGUAUUGUACUACAUGAGCCCCAUCUAUCGUCAAGACAUUAUUAAUGCGGUAUCAAACCAAUUAAACCGCUUGUAUUUGAAGUUCCUUAAGAGGAAUCCUGGUUAUGAUGGAAAGGUUUCAUUAUAUGGUCAUUCAUUGGGAAGUGUCCUCUCAUACGACAUCCUCUGCCAUCAAGAGAAUCUGACUUCUCCAUUCCCAAUGGAUUGGAUGUAUAAAGAAUACUCUAGGAGUGAAGAAUCUUCCCUUGAUACGAAGCGUGGCACGUCAACCAACCUGGAGGAUAACAUCUCCAAUGUAGUCAAAGAAGACAAGAAAAUAGUGGAUCCUGUUGAGGAAAAAAUGAUGAGUGGACGAUCAACUUUAGUACAUGAGAAUGGACUUUCUGAUGAAUUUUCCACAAUCUUGAGUCCCAUUGCAUCAGAGUUGGUUGGAGCUGCAUCAGAUUCAAAUUUUAAGCAAAUACGUGGAAUACAAAGUCCCCAUGAGUUUGUUUGUGGCUCCAGUGAAGUGUUUUCUCAGGAAAGAGAUCACUUAUGUGAAGCUAAAGAGAUGAAGUUAGAUGACCCAAUGAGUGGUGUGGAGAACAGGGCAGUGGAAGGCAGUGAAAAUGCCGGCAACAAGGAAAAAGAAAUUAAUAUGCUCAUGAAAGAGAUUGAUUCCCUAAAAGCUAAAAUAGCAGAGUUGGAAUUCAAGUGUGGUGGUGGAGAUGCAAGUGAAAAUGGAAAGGCAACUGAAAGCAUGACAAAGCAACCCAUAUCCAAGAAAUUGGCAGUUGGACUAGAUGAAGCAUCAAAGAGUUAUACCCCUUAUAUCAAGUAUACAAAACUUGAAUUCAAGGUUGACACAUUCUAUGCUGUUGGAUCACCUCUUGGAGUCUUUCUUUCUCUUCAUAAUGUUCGGAUUGGACUCGGGAAAGGGAAAGAAUAUUGGGCAGAGGAAAAUAUCAGUGAAGAAAUGCCAGCAUGUCGUCAAAUGCUCAACAUUUUUCACCCAUUUGAUCCUGUAGCAUAUAGAAUAGAACCUCUUGUCUGUAAAGAAUUUAUCAGCAAGCGCCCAGUUAUUAUUCCUUACCACAAAGGUGGAAGAAGGUUGCAUAUUGGGUUUCAGGAGUUCACUGAAGAUUUGGCUGCUCGUUCUCAAGCAAUAAUAAAUCAUCUAAACGUUGUGAAGGUCAAGGUGCUUACAGUUUGCCAAUCAAAAAUUGCUGAUAGCGAAGAAGAAGCAGAAAAUGUCAAUGAAAAAGAAGAGAGAACAUAUGGCUCAAUAAUGAUGGAGAGGUUAACUGGAAGUGAAGGAAGAAUAGACCACAUGCUUCAAGAUAAAACAUUUGAACAUCCAUAUCUGCAAGCCAUUGGAGCGCACACGAACUAUUGGAGGGAUCAAGACACAGCUCUCUUCAUUUUAAAACACUUGUAUAGGGAGAUACCUGAAGAACCCAACUUACCUGCAGAAUCUAGUGGAGGCACCUCAAAAGAUGAGAUUGGUUCCACAGGAUGGUAUGAUCAAAGUGAAACUAAUGAGGAACUCCCUUUGACAUUCUCUGACAGAAUGAUGGCUAAAAACUUCUCAAAGAAAGCCAAUAAAUAUAUGAAAAGCCCCAAGUGCUGACUGAAGUUCUUGCUGUAUGCCAGAUUUAGAUGCAGCUGCAGCUGCAUUUAACAGGGCUUGGCCUUAUUGUUUAUCUUAAAUGAUCUUGCGCUAAAUGCAUCAUCAGACUGGGGGCGGGUCACCAAUUCUAGUGCAGCCUCAAAGAUUUUAGAACGAAGUUGAUAUGGAAUUUGAGGCGGUUGCAUGUAGAUGAUAGUUAUAGGGUAGUUACUCAACCAUAGUUUCACACAGUAGAUGUCUUGUUUUAUGUUCUGUGCAUAAAAAGAAAUGCAGGUCUGUGAAAAUGUAGGUUGCAAAAACUGUAAAAAUGUACAGUACGAAUGCCAGAACUAGAACUCUGUACCACUGGUUAUAACUACUGUAACAUGUUAAUACGAACUAGAACUCUGUACCACUGGUUAUAACCACUGUAACAUGUUUAUACGAAUGGAAGGUUCACUGUCAACUUUCUUACUGACAGAAAGAGUGUCAA
This is a messenger RNA of Populus nigra (black poplar), 3565 nucleotides long. RefSeq names its product phospholipase SGR2-like. The record is from RefSeq and is a predicted model, not a curated record. Bases 283 to 3093 code for a protein of 936 amino acids. The transcript is spliced from 22 exons. NCBI's taxonomy places the organism in Eukaryota, Viridiplantae, Streptophyta, Magnoliopsida, Malpighiales, Salicaceae. Gene Ontology annotation, molecular function: glycerophospholipase activity; metal ion binding. Gene Ontology annotation, cellular component: cytoplasm.